Messenger RNA from Bolinopsis microptera, 2152 nucleotides. RefSeq lists its product as uncharacterized. NCBI's taxonomy places the organism in Eukaryota, Metazoa, Ctenophora, Tentaculata, Lobata, Bolinopsidae. The transcript is spliced from 4 exons. The coding region runs from base 445 to 903 and encodes 152 amino acids. The record is from RefSeq and is a predicted model, not a curated record.
AUAACAAGCCUGUGUAUUGGAGCGCUGAUAUACGGUGCAAUCUUUGCUUGCUAUCCGUACUUCUUUGACUCGGUCCAUUAUCAAUUCUUCAACUGGUAAAGCUGUUUUGAAACAUUCUGUCAUUUUAGUAACCAAACUUAAAUAAACCUAUCCAUAGGAAGCGUGUGAAGAUGAUAUCAUUGGUAAGCUUUUUAAAUGAUAUCGUCUCGAGUUUGGUACUUUACCCUUUCUCCGCCUGUAAUCAUCUAGGUAUCUCUAAAUGACUUAAAUAUCAUACUAGUGCACCUAACACUGUAGCACUGUUGACUGGUUAAGCAAUAUUACGAUCACAACUAUCACGGGAGAACGGGUAAAGCUGAAGAAUAUAAUGUCUGCAGGUGGAGUAUAUGCGACUUUGUGUACGACGAGAAGAACCACAACCAAUCCCUGAUUUACAGUCUAGUAAUGGGACCAGUCCCCAUGUGCUGCUCUCUACUGGUGAUCAUAGUUACCAAUGUUAUCAUAGCUAGAUACCUCUUUCUCAGAUACAAUAAAUCGUGGGAAAAGUCGAAAAGUGGAGAAACUUCUGCUACAGAUAAAGCUCAAAGUAGGCAGAUCGUAGUUUCGCUCCUACUGAUGACAUCCUGGUACUUCGUAUGCUACUCUAUCAUCAUAUUCCACAACUUCAAAAACCUGCUUAUCAAUGUCCAGAAGAAUUCAUCCGCUAAUUCUGUCAUCACCGAUUUGGGUGAUUUAGGACAAACCUACUUCUACGCAACCUACAACUUCUGUGCUUACCUGAACAGCUUUGCAAAUCCCAUCAUUCACCUGGUCUGUGGGAACACCUUCAAAUCAGAGCUUCUCAAGAUGAAGGACAGUGUAGCUAUGCAGCUGAAAAGUGUCAUCACUCACUCUGAACAUUGACCAUUUGACCAGUCCACAAAUUAUAUUUAUAACAGAUACAGAUCAAUUGGCAUAUCUUAGCCGGCAGCCUGGGAAAGUGAUAGAGAUAAUUUGUGCUUUUACAUCGGGUAUAUUUAGUACAUAUAAACGUGGCCUGCAGACAGAAAACAUAUCAGUUAAAUUCUGGUAUUUUAGUUUGAGUUUUACUAGGGACACUGGGGGCAUGGUGCGUACAGUACGCAGCGUACUCGUAGGUAUGAGGUAUCUCGGACUGUUUGACUUGGGUAGUUCAUCUACGCAAUCUGUUUACAUAUAUUUACUUUUAGUAGUUAUGGUUACUGCUUAGUUUGUAUAGAUUAAUUAUAGGGUCAAUGUCUUUGUUUGGUUAAUAGUCAGAAGUAUAAUCAAGUUUAUAAAAAUAGCGACAUAAAUAUGAGAAUGAGAAUAUAAGAAUACGAACGCGAUAAAAAUAAAUUGUAACUAUGUAGGCUGUUUUUUAACCAUAAAAGUGAACGUGAUGAAAUAAACUGUGCUGAAUUUGCAACGCUGAACGAAAAAUGUAUUUAGGUGCUAAUUUCGUCAAAAUAUUUGUCUUCAGUUAAAUUCUAGACUUUUCAAGAUGUCUGGUUCAACAAGCAACAGAACGAGAAACAACCUGGUACCAUUGAUCUCUAAUCUAUUGAAUCACGGCUACGAAGAUGGAUAGGAAAUUUAUCUGACGAGGUUCCUUUUCAUAGCUGUCAACUACAGAAUCUCAGUAAUUUCCCGUAACUUCGUGCCGGAGCACGAGAGCUUAGGAAUUCCGAAUUGUGUAUCAUGUUUAACUUUAGGUUUUCCCAAACUUGUGUUUUCCUAUUAUGUCUUCAUUGUCAAUGUGUUGGGAUUUUCAUUUUAAGAGCGUACAUAUGUUUCCGCGAGGUACAAACCAUCAUUUCGUAACGAGCAAUUUGCAACAUAUUAUCGUUGAUAUGCCACGUUCAAAAGUAAUUUUUGUAACAUCACAUUGAUUCAGACACUCGUCACUCACCGCUCACAUACCCUUUCUUUUCUAAUAUAUGAACAGUAUCCCCUCAAUUCUAAAAUGUUUCAUGCUGAACAGCUGAACAGCUGAAAGUUUUCACAAACAAUUCGUCGUUGUUUUCAAAAUAGAUUGCACUGUUAAAAAACACAAACAACAUUUUUCUCUGUUCGUGUUACUGUUAUGUGAAGUUUUAUCUUUAUGAUAUAAAACCUGCUGUUCAAGUUUAACCUCGUGUAUUUGUCGUUGAUU